UAGUCAGGUACCGAGCCUCUGGGACUCAAACCUGUGGUGUGUUCACCGAUCAACGACUGGGGCAGUCUAUCAUACUUGGCCCAACCACAACCCAGGAGGGCCGGAUUUGUAGUCAGUGCUAGCCUUCAUAUAAUGGCUUGCCUCCCCACCGGUCAAUCAGCACUGUUCAACCAUCACAGAAUUACUCGAUAUAGCUUCUUGCUCAUCUCGAUCUUCUCCUCUCAUCUCGAUACCCUUCACAUACAAAACGUCUUGCCCCCGUUUACGCAAUGAGGCAGCCAAAAUCUGCCCUUUACGGCCAUAGUUCCUACUCGAGCAUGAUGGAGUUGCCGUUUCGCUCUGCGUCAAACAAUCCAAGUACACCAGAUUCUAGCCAGCAGUCAUUUGACGGAAACCCAUACUUCAACACUGUGCCCGAGGAAAUUCUGAAUUUUCCAGUGACUAGAGUAGCGAACGACACUCUAGACCCCUGGCUCAUGAUGGACAUGCCCGACUCUACAAGUCCGGAAUCGUCGAGAAUGUCCAUGAGCCCUUCUCAAGGCAUCGCAACACCUUCAUCAGAUGGCUUCUAUUCUCCACCCUAUCCCGAACAGCUGCAACUGCCUGCGUACCAGCUUCUAGAACAACCUCGACCACUUCGAUGUCGCUCCACAAGUCAUCCGAACUGGGUAAACAACGGUGGGAUUUGGGCGCAUCAAUUCGCGGAGAGUGAGCUCUGGGAUACUCAGCCAUUCGCCACACAAUCUUGGAUACCUAGCCCAUACGAUGACUAUGCUUCCCCAAGUAUGGCUCCUGACCUUGCGCAUACCAGUAACAUUGCUCUCCUGCCUCAUCCGUAUUCUCCACAUAGCAAUUACCCAAUGUCAGAGACCAUCCAAACAAUGAUGAUCGCUGACAACGGGGUUUCUCCUUCUGAUGCCAGAAGGAAUGGGAGAGAAGAUUCGUCCGACGAGGAUUCAGAUACAGACGAGGAAGGAUCAAAUUACAGCCAGUCGUCCAAGAUGAAGACUGAAUCUCCGCGCCCUCAUAUCGACAAAUGGACUGUCUCCGUCGGCAACAUCCAACACUCAGUCACACGAGGGUAUGUUUGUGCUGAGCCAGGAUGCAAAGGAUCCUUCGUUCGCCCAGAGCAUCUUCGACGGCACUUCAGAUCCAAACAUUCCCCUGAGAGGCAAUUCAAAUGUAAGGUCCCUGAAUGCAAAACUUCCGAAUUCUCGCGUGGUGACAACCUGCGCGACCAUUAUUGGACACAUUUGCAUCGCGGCGGUCGUAAGGGGAAAAACCGCAAGUACUCUUUAGAAGAGCUAAAGGAAAUUCUUGGGCCGAAGGAGAAGAAGCUCAUCAGGCGACUUCGAGACAAACUGAGGCAACAUCACGAGAAGGAGAAGCUGAAGAAGCAGCAAUCACCAUGGCCGACAUAUGUGGAACGUUCCAUGUUAUAGGCUCUCUUAUUUGU
Messenger RNA from Boeremia exigua, 1456 nucleotides. RefSeq lists its product as uncharacterized. Lineage: Eukaryota; Fungi; Ascomycota; Dothideomycetes; Pleosporales; Didymellaceae. Gene Ontology annotation, biological process: regulation of transcription by RNA polymerase II. The record is from RefSeq and is a predicted model, not a curated record. The transcript has 2 exons. Bases 270 to 1442 code for a protein of 390 amino acids. Gene Ontology annotation, molecular function: DNA-binding transcription factor activity, RNA polymerase II-specific; RNA polymerase II cis-regulatory region sequence-specific DNA binding.